AUGGUCGAGGGCCCGACACUAUCCUCAAUCCUCUCGCGGGCCGACCUCUGCCGGGCCGUCCCGGAAAAUACCAAAAAAUUGGCGGAAAAGGUCCAACCCACCGAGAAUCGACUAGAAUUGCAGGGCCAUAAUGUAUUUUAUCGGGAAGCAAAACCGCCGGACAACCACUACGCAAAGGCGACAAUCGUCUUCCUUCAUGGACAAAGCUUCUCCUCGACAACCUGGACGGAAAAUGGGCUGCUCUCAAACAUGGCCGCGCACGGGUAUCACUGCAUAGCCCUCGAUUUGCCAGGGUCCGGCAGGACGGUUGGGCCGGCAAUUCCGGCUGAGGAGAAGCCCUCCUUCUUCUUGUCGUUCAUCUACGGGCUCGGCCUGAAACAGCCGAUGGUGGUGGCGGCGAGCAUGAGCGCCCAAUAUAUCUUGCCACUCCUUAAUAGGGAUAUAUUUGCCUGUGUCGUUGGAGUGGCGCUGUCCAACACGCAGGAGUUGGUCGAUGUUCAGAGGCUUCGCACGCCGCUGCUCUGCGUCUGGGGCGAGCGCGACACAUCAUUGGGCCCGUCGUCGGCAAAUAAUUUGAAGAAUUUGCCGAAUUCUAGGUUACAACAAAUCCAAGCGGCCGGUCAUGCGGCCCAUCUCGGCAACCCGGAACAAUUCCAAAGCGUCCUCGCCAAUUUCUUGGACCUCAUCCGCUCCUACCACGCAAUUCCAAUG
Messenger RNA from Mesorhabditis spiculigera, 711 nucleotides. The record is from the annotation of a GenBank genome assembly. Lineage: Eukaryota; Metazoa; Nematoda; Chromadorea; Rhabditida; Rhabditidae.